GUGGUAUCGCGAUCUCUUUCACGAUUUCUAUUCAUAUUUGAAAAGGAGUAAGUGAUACAGUGAUAUAAUCGUGUUAGCGGGAAUCGAAUAUAACAAAAAGAGAAGAAUUGAUCGAGGUUCGAAGAAGUUGCUCGAGUUCGAUCUACAGUUUGAAUUAUUAAAAGAUAAAAUGAAUGAAAAUUAAUCGGGAUAGUUGGAAAUUUUUUUAUCACGCGAGUUACAUUAAGAAGGGGGUCCUCGAAUUCUCGUGACUCGUACGCGUUAAUCGGAAGGAAGCACGUAAUGAAAAGGGAACGAUCGUAAGAUUCGACUUCGGAGGAUCGAUCGCGUCGAGGUGUUUGUAAAACAUUCGUAGGAUACGAUUUGCUUGGAUUCGAACAAAGAGAUUAUUACGAUCGGGGAAAAGUGAAUAUUACUGUCGCCCGCACUCUCUCUUUCCAACUUUUUCCAGGGAUUUAAUGCGCCGAAACAGGGCGUGAAGUUUGGCUUCGAAGACUCGCUCUAGAUUCAACGGUGAAACUUCAAAAUGAAUGCAUACGCGCUAUUCUUGACUUUGUUAAUUAGUCAUGUUUAUGCGCGUGAUGUUGAUUUCUGUUUUAAGGAAGAGAAUGAUCCGUAUUUAUACAUGGGCACUAAAACUGCCUACCAUUUUGUCUAUUACAAAGAUCGGCUUCAAAGCGUGCCUAAUUGCCAAGCAAAGCAAAUUUGGAUGCUCGUUACACAUGGUACACGAUGCCCAUCAAAGUCAGAAAUCAUCGAAAUGGUGAAAUUAAAAGAUUUCCAAAAUCAAAUAAUUAACAAUCACGAAUUACGAAACAAUGGACACAUGUGCAACAAAGAUUUAGAAAAUUUGAAAAAAUGGAAGCAGAACGAUUAUCUCAUGAUCCAACGAGCGAAAGUUCUGGCACCGCAGGGUGUAGAGGAUAUGAGGUUGCUCGCGAGACGAUUGCAAAGCACUUUUCCCCAUCUUCUGCAAUCGAACAAUAACGAGAACAUUACUGAGCAAGAUUACGUGUUUAAAGAAUCCGAUGCGUAUACAAGUUCGGGCGCGUUUAUGGAGGGAUUGUUCAAGGUUAAAGACGCCAUAGACGUGGAAAAAGUUCCAGAUAAUGACACUUUACUCACGAUGUACAAAACGUGCGAUUCGUGGGACAACGAAUACAACAACGCUUCCUACGAGGAGGUAAUCGCCUUCGAGGAGAGCGAAGAUUUCGAAAAUCUCGUGAAAAACGUGAGCCGACGCCUCGGAUUUUUCACUGACAUUCCCAAAGAUUUGAUUCUAACGAUGUACGAUAUGUGCCGUUACGAAAAGGCAUGGACAGUGACGCAACUCUCUCCUUGGUGUGCCGUUUUCAGCAAAGAGGAACUUCAUGUGCUCGAGUAUCGCGAGGAUCUCUAUUAUUAUUACAAAGCCGGAUAUGGACGUGAAAUCAAUGCUCGGCUAGGAUGCACGCUUUUGCAAGACAUGAUGAAUCACUUUUGGAAAGUGGAACAGGAGAACGAGUCGAACUUUCAGCCCAAAGGCAUAUUCUAUUUUAGCGAUACUAUAAGUCUGUUGAAUCUUUUGACAACAUUGAACAUUAAUAAAGAUGAAAUGCAACUGGCGGCUUUUAAUUACAAGGAAAUGGCGAAACGUCAGUGGAGAACGUCCUUCAUAUCCUCUUUCGCGGCGAAUCUUAUCGCUGUAUUUUACAAAUGCGACAUUAACAGCCAACCAACAAACCAUGUAAUGUUUUACCUGGCCGAGAAAUCGGUCAUGCUCAAAGGAUGUAAAGUGGGCCUCUGCGAUUGGGAAUACAUAAAGCAAAAGUUCAAUCCUGUUCUCAAACAGUGCGAUAUGAAAACUUGUUGGAACGAAAACGGUGUCGCCAUUUCUCUGCCCAAUUUCGUUCUCCUUAUCCUUUCAUGCUUCUCUUUAAUCUUCAUCAGGGAAUAAAAAGAACGGUAUAUGUUCUUCUUUAUUCGUAAUUUAAGAAGAAUGAACGCAUAAUACGUGAAUCGCAAGAAAGCGGAGGCAUUUGAGAGUAAAACUUACGAAAUCAUUCCUUGAAAAGUAUUUUUUCAAGACACCGUUUUGAGAGUAUGUUCAAGAGUGAUUCUCUGAUUUUAUCAAAAUUAAUUCUCCAUACGUUUUACUCUCAAACGUAUUUUUUCGAUAUCCUAACAGGUAUCGAAUUAACCGUAAUUAUGGCUUUAAAUUUUAAUGACGAUUGAAUAAACAUCGAAAAUAUUGCAAAAAUUGCUAAAAAAAAAAAAAUCACGCUGCGCUUUCAAAUCGUGGAAACGUGUAUGUUUAAUUAAUAUUAGUUUUACUUCUCUAUACGUAAUUUAUAUACAUUUAUCGUUGUUUAUUAUCAUCCUCAUUUGUUUAUACGUCACAAAUACGUACUCGAGAUAAGUGGAAUAUUAUUUAUAUUAUCAUUCCUCCUAAUAAAUGUCGUGAUUUAUCGAACAAAAGUAACGAUUGCACAUAACGAUUUAUCGUCUUUCGCUUCGAACAUUUUUAAUUUUUACCAAUACUUUUCACCACCUAAGACUACAAUAUUUCUAUGUAAUGUACGCUUAAUCAACGUAUUUAUUAAAAUUCGAAUCUCGAUAACGCCUCUUUUUGUACGUUUUAUUCGUUCACUUGUAAUCGAAACUCAUCUACGAAUAAAUUAUGACUAAAUAAACGAUUAAUAAUUCUACUUGUA
Apis laboriosa (Himalayan honeybee) is the source of this 2693-nucleotide messenger RNA. Its product is annotated as multiple inositol polyphosphate phosphatase 1-like. Gene Ontology annotation, molecular function: acid phosphatase activity; inositol phosphate phosphatase activity. The record is from RefSeq and is a predicted model, not a curated record. NCBI's taxonomy places the organism in Eukaryota, Metazoa, Arthropoda, Insecta, Hymenoptera, Apidae. The transcript is spliced from 9 exons. Bases 527 to 1936 code for a protein of 469 amino acids.